Nyctereutes procyonoides (raccoon dog) is the source of this 3120-nucleotide messenger RNA. RefSeq names its product LanC like family member 3 (gene LANCL3). Bases 102 to 1364 code for a protein of 420 amino acids. Gene Ontology annotation, biological process: peptide modification; carbohydrate metabolic process. The record is from RefSeq and is a predicted model, not a curated record. The transcript is spliced from 5 exons. NCBI's taxonomy places the organism in Eukaryota, Metazoa, Chordata, Mammalia, Carnivora, Canidae. Gene Ontology annotation, cellular component: plasma membrane.
ACCGCCCGCCGAGCGCCUCCGAGAGCGAGAGGUGGUGCGCGGGGCUUCUGGGCGCGCUCUCAAGCGGACCCCGGCCGGGCCGUGGGGGCACGGGCAGCAGCAUGGACACCAAGCGCUGCUUCGCCAACCGCUUCGAUGACUACCAGGGCAGUCUGCUGGCGGGCCAGUGCGAGGAGGCGGUGGCGCCCUUGGUCACCGCCACCAUCGAGCGCAUCCUUCAGGAGCUGCCCCCGCUCGGGGGCGGCGCUGAGGCCCGGGGGGCAGCGGCCGCGGCCAGCAGCUGCCAGGGCGGGCUGUACGGCGGCGUGGCCGGGGUGGCCUACAUGCUCUACCACGUCUCUCAGAGCCCGCUCUUUGCCGGGGCCCGGGAGCGCUACCUGCGCUCGGCCAAGCGCCUCAUAGACGCGUGCGCCCGCGCCGAGGAGUGGGGCGAGCCGGACGCCGACACCCGCGCUGCCUUCCUGCUCGGGGGCGCGGGCGUGUACGCCGUGGCCACGCUCGUGUACCACGCCCUGGGCCGGUCCGACUACGUGCAGCCGCUCGGCAAGUUCCGGGCGCUGUGCGCCGUCUGCGCGCCGGUCUCCUUCCUGGAGUGCGGCUCCGACGAGCUGUUCGUGGGCCGCGCGGGCUACCUGUGCGCUGCGCUCGUGCUCAAGCAGAAACUCGCCCAGGAGGUGCUGACCCCAGCACAGAUCAAAUCAAUUUGCCAGGCGAUUCUGGACUCUGGGAAGCAGUAUGCCAUGAAAAAGAGAAAACCAUUCCCUCUGAUGUAUUCUUACUAUGGAACUGAAUACUUGGGAGCAGCUCACGGCCUGUCGUCCAUUCUCCAGAUGCUUCUUUCUUACCAUGAGCACCUCAAGCCCUCAGAUCAGGAGCUGGUAUGGCAGAGUGUGGACUUCCUCAUGGAGCAGGAACAGAACUGCAACUGGCCACCUGAGCUCGGCGAGGCCAUCGAGAGAGAGAACGAGCUGGUGCACUGGUGCCAUGGCGCCCCAGGAAUUGCCUAUCUGUUUGCCAAAGCUUAUCUGGUUUCCAAAAAACCACAGUACCUUGACACGUGUAUCCGGUGUGGGGAACUGACAUGGCAAAAAGGUCUGCUAAAGAAAGGACCAGGGAUUUGCCACGGUGUAGCUGGCAGUGCCUAUGUUUUCCUGCUGCUCUACCGGCUCACGGGAAACUCUAAAUACAUCUACCGAGCCCAAAGGUUUGCUGAGUUUUUAUUUACAGAGGAAUUCAAGGCCGGUUCUCGAGUCCUUGAAAGUAUAUACAGCUUGUAUGAAGGCUUCUCCGGGACGGUGUGCUUUCUGAUCGAUCUGCUGCAGCCCAAUCAAGCCGAAUUCCCUCUCUUCAGUGUCUUUGUCUAGAAGGUUCCCUCUCCCACUGUGGCCCUGCAGAAAGUCCCUGAGAUUUCCCGAGCCUACCCGAGGCAGUUUCCACAUAAGCCACAUUCAAUGGUAUCACAACCAUGAGCCUUAACAUUGCCGCCCCGAAGGAAGGAAGGGAGGGAGAAGGCAGGAAGGCAACAUGAUACCAGACUUCAGGGAGAACAGUUUGAGAACCUGCAGAAUAAAGACACCACAACUCUUCCAAAAACCAGAGAGAUUUAAAAUUUCAGGGAAUUAUUGUGAAACUAGAGCUCAGAGGAAAAAGGGAAAGAGAAAUAAUACGUUUUUCAGUUAUGGCAUAUAAAACAAAACUGAAAUGUGGACUCUGUUGAUAAAAUGCCAGUACCCUUGCAACUGGAAAGAGAAUCUGACCAUCUGUGGGUGCCCUCCACCCCUAAAUUCAGAAAUAAACACAGUCAAAAACUAAAGUGAUUGCCCAGCUGAAAAUUGCUGGGAGGGAUGAAAUGUCAGGUUGCUGAAAGGACAAAAAAGGAAACUCUUGGUUGUCCUCUGUCUUUACUUAUUGAAAUUUAUGGGUUUUACUGAAUGGAGAAAUCUGCAUAAUGGAUCUCUAUUUUAUCAUUACCCUGGGCACUUUAAAGGAAACAUAUCAUAACCUUUUUUUUUAAACAAUUUUCAUUUUUAAGUAAUCUCUAUGCCCAACAUGCGGCUCAAACUCACAACCCCAAGAUCAACAGCCAUACACUCUACCUGCUGAGUCAGCCAGGCGCUCCAAAACAUAUCAUAACUUAGUUGAAAUCCUGAAAUUCUGAAUUUCUUUAGGCCUUACAUCUCUUUUCCUGGCUCCUUUUUCUUUCCUAAAGCUCAGUUAGAAAAGUAAAAUUCACAGGCUAGCAAAUACUGUAGCAAGUAUUGCUGUCCAAUGUUUUUCUCAAUUUGAAGUGUGAGCUAUGUAUUCUCUAUUGUUAAUUUAUAUUGAAAUGCUUAUGUAAUCCCUAUGGAGCUAUUAGAUGAACUGUAAAAUACACUCAUGGUAAAAAUCAUUCAUCUCAAAGAUCAGGGUAGCUACUACGAAGAUAUGUUGUUUCUGCCUUUGAUGGAACACCGUGUCCCCUGGGACAGGCAGACCCUGGCUGAGAAAGGGACCUGGCGAUAGUGAAAAGAACAUUGGUAAAGUUUAUGCUGUUAGAUUAAGAGAUGAGCGAACUCCUUGGCGGCUCACCUUACACUUCAAGACACAGGUUCCACUAGAAACUCUCUACAAUAUCCACUGAGCCAAGUUGCCAUAUUAAAGUCUACCCUGUUGUAAACACAUAAAGGGGUCAUUGGCAAUUUCAUAUAUCAGAGUGAGGAGGGACUUGCGUACCAUACAAGAUAUAAGAAUUAUUGAAAUAGUCAUUAAAUAUUUGUAUAUAUGUGAUAGAUGUAGAAUAUAUACAUAUAUAUUCUACAUCUACAUCUAUCUCCAUGUAAACCCAAACACUUAUUAAGUUCGUAGUUCCUAACUUCUUGAUUUAUAGAUAAACUGGGAGGAGUUGGGAAUACUGUUGCGUAAAAUAUGUGUGUGUCUGUGUGUGACCUGGCAUGUGUGUGCAUGUAUGCACACUCAUUUCUCUGGGAAGAGGUUCUCUAGCAUUCAUAAGAUUCUCAAAGAAUCUGUGGCUGAAAAAGGUAAGAGGUACCUUUGUAUAUUUUUUUACUUUAUGUUUGCACUCAUCAGAACAAGCUAGGACAAAAUGAUUUGGAAAAGCAUGCACCUUUUUUGUUUAUUGUU